GAGCCGUUCAUCGAUCGGGUCUCAGAGACCCGACGCCAAGAGUUGGAUAAAUUGAAAAUUACAAACUAUUUGUGGUCAGUGAUUGACGUGCUCUGGAUUGUCGUGCCGUACAUCACAUCUUUCGCUACGUUCACCGUAUACUCACUCACAUCCGGACAGCCCUUUACCGCCAAAACGGCUUUUGUGUCGCUAUUUGUCUUCAAUCUGUUGAGGGCUCCGAUGGGAAGACUUCCCAACGCAUUGACUUCACUAAACCGGGCGCUCGUGUCGUUCAGACGGAUCCGCACUUUCCUGAGUUGCGAAGAAUUGGAUCAAAGUUUAGGAACCGAUAAACCGUGUGAUGAGAGAAGUGCUGUCACUUUGAAAAAGUGCUCAUUUUCUUGGGAUUCAGAAGAAGAACUCAUUCUUAAGGAUAUAUCACUGAAUGUAAGGAAGGGUUCGUUCGUUGCGAUCGUCGGAAGAGUCGGUUCGGGAAAGUCGUCGUUAUUUUCAGCACUUAUGGGAGAUAUGUAUCGAAGAGCGGGUGAGAGGAAUGUAUUGAACGGUUCCGUGUCUUAUGUGCCACAAACCGCUUGGAUUCAAAACGUGACGUUAAGGCAAAACAUUGUGUUUGUGUCCGACUAUGAGAGCGAUAAAUACGAGAGAGUAGUGAAAGCCUGUGCUCUCGAAACGGACUUCAAUUUACUUCCGGCAAAAGAUAUGACAGAAAUCGGCGAAAAGGGAAUCAAUUUGAGUGGCGGUCAGAUGGAUUUCAAUUUACUUCCGGCAAAAGAUAUGACAGAAAUCGGCGAAAAGGGAAUCAAUUUGAGUGGCGGUCAGAAACAUAGGGUUAGUUUAGCCCGAGCUGUGUAUCAGGACUCAGACAUCUAUCUAAUGGACGACCCGUUGGCUGCAGUGGACGCACACGUCGGACAACAUCUCUUCCAACAAGUGAUUGGACCGAAAGGACUGCUGAGGAAGAAGACCCGCAUUUUAGCCACACAUCACAUCUCAUUCCUCAAAGACGCGGAUCAGAUACUAGUGAUGAAAGACGGAAAGAUUGUCGAUUCGGGCGGUUAUGAAGAGUUGUCUGAGAGGGGAAUGCUUUUGGAAGAGGCUUUGAAUGAAUCGGACGACAUGUCUAUUGGAAGUGGAGAUAAGAUGUCUCGACAGACAUCUCACAUGAGUGGCAACGAAUCAAUUGGUCAUUUGUCGAGACAAAUAUCAUUGAGAGAAGACAUGAACGAAGAGAAAAAAAUAUCACAAACAGAGAGGACUAUGAAAGAGGGGGAGAAACUGAUCGACGAAGAGAGUCAAGAGUACGGAUCAAUUAAUUUCAAUGUUUAUUUGGAUUACUUGAAAUAUAUACCGCUUUUCUUUACACUGACGCCACUCUUGUGUGCGUUUCUCAACAAUAUCUGCGAAAUCGGUGCCAAUUAUUGGCUAAACAUAUGGACAUCGCGUAACUCUACGCGAGGCGAAGAGACGUCGGACUGGAACCUCUUUCUGGCCAUAUAUGGGUCGGCCAUCGGUUUGGACGCCGUGUUUGUGUUGGCCCUACAGUUGGCGAUGAGAACGGGCGCCACAAUAGCCUCGCGAUCGUUGCACAGGGAUAUGUUGUGUCGCAUACUUCGCACACCGAUGUCCUUCUUCGACACCACGCCUUUGGGUCGGAUUAUCAACCGAUUCAACCGAGACAUGAGCACAGUUGACGAGAAUAUACCAUGGUGCAUCAUCGAGUCGUUCCACAAUCUCAUCUAUUCACUACUGGUCGUGUCCGUCAUUAUCUACACCAAUCCAUAUAUGGCUGUUCUCACGCUAAUUGUCUUCGUUUUGUUUGUCAUACUUUACAGGAUCUAUUUGUGGACAUCGAGACAAUUAAAUCGUCUAAAAUCCAUCACUCGAUCGCCCAUUUAUAGCCAUUAUAACGAGUGCAUCGGCGGCGCCGACUCUAUCCGUGUCUAUAAAGUGCAGCAAUUGUUUACCGAAAAGUUGCAACAUUUUGUCGACAUUCAUAUCAAUGUCCAAAAACACAACUACACGGCCGUCAUGAUUGAUAUCUGGACCGUAAUCGUGGGUCUAUUGAUCACAUUCUCGACCGCAUUGAUAGUGGUGUUCGAGAGGAAUAGCAUGACUCCAGGUGUGGCCGGUUUUAUACUCGUCUAUUCGGUUGAUGUCAUUAACAGUAUUUCAUGGGCUCUGCGGAUGGCAUCAGAUCUCGAGACUAAUAUGGUAUCCGUGGAAAGGGUUAGGGAGUACUCGGAGUUGGAGACAGAGAGGAGUUGGCAUUCAGUCAAUGAAUACAAACCAUCCGCCGAUUGGCCGACCAAUGGUUCCGUUGAUUUUAUCAAUUAUAGCGCUUCUUAUAGACCAGGACUCGAACCUGUGGUCAAAGGUUUGAAUUUAAGGAUAGAGUCGGGAGAGAAGGUGGGAAUAGUUGGCCGAACCGGUGCCGGAAAGUCGUCAAUGACUUUGGCUUUGUUUCGUAUAAUUGAGCCAACAUUUGGUCAGAUAAUCAUUGAUGGCGUGGAUGUGACUCGUAUUGGUUUACAUGACUUGCGAUCGAAGUUAACAAUUAUACCACAAGAACCCAAUCUAUUCGCCGGAACCCUAAGACUCAAUUUGGAUCCGUUUGAAGAAUAUUCUGACCAACAGUUGUGGACAGCACUGGAAAGGGCGCACUUGAAGGACUUCAUAUGCGGCACAUCUGAAGGGCUGUCGCAUGAGAUCAGUGAAAGCGGUGACAAUUUGAGUGCAGGUCAGAGACAAUUGGUGUGUUUGGCGAGAGCUCUGUUGAGGGACACGAAGAUCCUGGUGCUCGACGAGGCGACCGCUGCCUGCGAUCUGCAAACCGAUUCAUUAAUUCAGACAACAAUUGCUGAACAGUUCACUCUGUUGAGGGACACGAAGAUCCUGGUGCUCGACGAGGCGACCGCUGCCUGCGAUCUGCAAACCGAUUCAUUAAUUCAGACAACAAUUGCUGAACAGUUCAGUGACUGCACUGUUCUGACAAUCGCUCACCGAUUGAAUACAGUCUUGGAUUACAAUAAGAUUAUUGUUUUAGACAACGGAAUGAUUGUCGAAAUGGAUUCGCCGAAAAAAUUACUCAAAAAACUGAUUCUCUUUUCUAUAGUUUAG
Medioppia subpectinata is the source of this 3117-nucleotide messenger RNA. NCBI's taxonomy places the organism in Eukaryota, Metazoa, Arthropoda, Arachnida, Sarcoptiformes, Oppiidae. The record is from the annotation of a GenBank genome assembly.